GAUGUUCUUUGCCCCUGGUCAUUGUAGCCUCUACCCGAGUGUCCAAGGCUGGUCCAAAUCUUCCGGCCUGUGUUACGGUAGACUAUAUUAACAGCAGACACCCGGACGUGUUCAUUAUUUAACAGCGCCAAACGGAUCACCAAAGAGGUCAACCAAAGUUCACCAAGACUAAACAGAAUGGCGCGUCUAGCAGAACAUUUACUGACUGGAUUUUUGUCGUUGGUUUACAUAGCGAUGGGCGUCGUCAAACUCUACCCGAUGUCACAACAGAUGGCGUUUGCUAUUACAAGACAGUUCCAAGCCUAUGCGAAGGUAUGCCCUACAGUACUUUUCGGGUACAUCCCCGAACCACACAAGUACCACGCUACACUAGGGGUUUGGGAACUCUGUUGCGGUCUUGCCUUACUGUCUGGGGAUCGUGAACUAAAGCAAGGUGCCUCUGGAAUUCUCCUAGCCAUGAUGGCCAAUAUGAUAAUAUCAAACGUCAUCCUCAAAGACUACUCAGCCAUGUUUUUCUUCGCCAUGCAUUUCUUUUUUCUGUCUUAUAUGUUCGCGUUGUACAGUCGGAAGUCCGUGCCAGAGAAAACGGAAGAAGAGGAAAAUUUCAAGAAGGAGAAAUAAAUAUCCGAGAGCCGUGUAUUGUACCGAAAAGCUCCAAUACCCUAAAUAUGGUGGUGACAUGAACAUUAUAUUUAUACAGAAAAACAAUUAAAUACUGAUGAUGUAAGAACAAGAGUUCGCUACUCGGCUCAAGAUUGUGUGUUUACUGUCGCGGAAGAGAUCUGGACAAGAAAAUCAAGAUGAUAUACACCUAGUUUGUACGGAUGCAGUUCCCAAGUCAUCUCUCCCAGAGUGCAUUGCGGCUACCUUCUGAAUCGCAAUGCACUCUGGGGGAGAUUGCUCCUAAUUCCCAGUGAUUGGCCAUAACAUUUUACUAUUUCAAUGAAGGUAGUAUUCUAAGAUAAACGGUAUAUGCAAUAUGUCUGGAGCAAAACGGCGUUUAUGAAAAAGUGUUUCCAUGAAGACAUCUCGAAAUUUAAAGAGAAAUGAUUUGUACGGGGCAUGAAGCACGAUAUUAGCAAUUUGUAAUUUUAUCUGAUGCAACAACAAGAUACAUACAUGAGCUAGGUGUGCCUUUGAUGACCAGAGAAACUUCGGAUUUUAUCUCCCAGUAAUUCAAGCAUCACGAAGGUUAUAGGCCUUCUUGAUCAUUAUUCAUAGAAAGCGAAGAUGUCUUGAGUAAUAAGUUAUUGAUAUGUCUCUGGUUUGGGGAAUCUUCCGAAACAAUAAUCUGGUUCAAUAUACAUUUGAUUGCUAGAGUCUUUGUUAAUUUAUCAUAUUUAUUAGUCUCUUAUUAAAUACAAGUACAACAGAAAAAUGAAGUGUUCGAGUGUAUGCAAUGUGUAAAAGGUGAUGCGUUAAAGCAGAGACGUAUAUAGCAGGAAUGAUUAUUUGAAAACAAAUAAAACGUGUGUCUAUAACCCCUUUAAAUUUCGAAAUUAAACAAAAUUAAACGAAAUUCA
This is a messenger RNA of Pecten maximus, 1523 nucleotides long. RefSeq lists its product as uncharacterized. Bases 178 to 621 code for a protein of 147 amino acids. The transcript is spliced from 3 exons. The record is from RefSeq and is a predicted model, not a curated record. Lineage: Eukaryota; Metazoa; Mollusca; Bivalvia; Pectinida; Pectinidae.